This is a messenger RNA of Hymenoscyphus albidus, 4355 nucleotides long. The record is from the annotation of a GenBank genome assembly. NCBI's taxonomy places the organism in Eukaryota, Fungi, Ascomycota, Leotiomycetes, Helotiales, Helotiaceae.
AAAGAUUCCAAGGAGUUUUUGGGCACUCGCAACAUCAUAAUGGCACCUCCACGGUUAGAGUGUCUCAAUUCCAUGAGGACAGUCUGUCGAGAGGUUCCGGGCCUCAAAGCGAGCUUCUCGACGUCUCGUUCUUUCCGCGCUGGUGAGCAAAAUAUCUCUUCCCCCGAACAGCACAGUUUGUAACGAUUCCUAGACGGACCGCCGACACCCUCCUCCCAUUUCGAUGACAUCGAUAGUCUCGGCUCUUCGGAAUCUCCAGCUGCCCAGAUUCUAAGUGCUCUGCGCCGACCAGUCAGCGAAACAACCAUCCUCCCGAGACGACCGAGUACCCGCCUUGGUGAACAUACACCAAAGUCUGGAAAUGUCCAUUCUACACAGCGCCUUUCGAAGCUUCUUAAUGAUUCCAUCAAUUUGAAAAAAGAGCGGACUCGUCGGGAAUCUAUGACACUAGCGCCCAGAGACUCGAGUUCUGGGGAAUCGACUACUACGCCUACCACGGAGGAAGAAUUGAAACUGCACUCCUUGAAGUCUAAUUUAACCAGAUGGAUUACGAGACGUUUUAAAGAGGGAGAUGUGUAUUCGCCUCAUGACUUGAGUUGGGUGGAGAUGAGCAAGUGGAGGAGGAGAGGACGGCCAGCCCAAGAUGCUUUUGAUGCGCUGGAUUUGAACCCUUUGGACCAUUAUAGAGUAUUUUCGCCUUUUAGUCUGGACCAUGGCAGACGACGCUAAUAAUGAACAGAAUUUCUCUAUGGUUUCCGAAUACAUGACGGCUAUGGGAAGGAUUAAGCAUUCAAAAGAUACUGGGCUGAGACCUGUAAACCAGAGGCGGAUCGCGAGAACUAUCAGGAGGGCAAUUGGGAUGGGACUUACUCCUAGUGUGCAUAGACACCCGGAGAUUUUGCAGAAGAUCCUUGCGAAGAAGCCUAUUACUUUAAGAUGAUUUCAGUAAGCUUCCUCUGAGUAGGAGAAAAGCGACUGUAUUAUGUAUGUUAUUCAUGUACAAAAGGUAUAGGUGAAUGGAAAUAGAUCAUGUUAUUGCAACAAUUCUGCGAGUGUUCUUGAGCUUUUAUUCAUCAUGCUAUACAAUCUAAUAGAGCUAAAUUCAAGAUAUAUAUCCACCAUCUAUUUCCUAUCCCCUACAGUAGUGAGUAUAGCGUCUUGACAAUUUGUUGACCUCGGGAGAACCUCGGUACAUGCUUUACAUAUCUAUUUCAGCCUUGCGCAGUAACCAAAUGGAAACUUUCAAACUCCCUUCGAGAAUACACACCAAAUUCAACGACCCCCUACACCGCAAUCAUGUCGGGUAGACGUGACUUUCUCAACCAGCCGGCGCCAGAAAAUUACGUUGCAGGUCUCGGUCGUGGUGCUACUGGAUUCACAACGCGAUCCGAUUUGGGUCCUGCGAGAGAGGGACCCAGCGAGGACCAAAUCAAAGAAGCGCUCGCAAAACGAGCAGCACAACUUGGAGCGGCAGCGCCAACUGCCUACGGGGCUACAGAAAAGAAAGAUGAUGACGAGGAUGACUCAAGAUUUCAAGAUCCAGAGAACGAAGUGGGUUUGUUUGCUGGAGGCGCAUUCGACAAAGAUGACGAUGAAGCAGACAGAAUUUACCAAGAGGUAGAUGAGAAGAUGGAUAGGCGGCGGAAGGUCAGAAGGUUGGUCUCUCCAUUUUCAUAUUUCUACUCCCCAUGUUCUCGAGUCACAAAUGGUUUAUCAUUUUUGCGAAUAGAUGAACAGAUUACCGACGUUUCUACCUACAGGGAAGCACGAGAACAGGCCGAACGAGAGCAGUACGAGCGCGAUAAUCCAAAGGUCCAGCAGCAAUUUGCAGAUUUAAAACGCGCCCUUUCAACAGUCAGCGAUCAGGAAUGGGCCGAAUUACCUGAAGUGGGAGAUCUGACAGGAAAGAACCGGAGAAGCAAGCAGGCGUUAAGACAGAGGUUUUAUGCCGUCCCGGAUAGUGUUAUUGCUGGUGCUAGGGACUCGACUGAGCUAGGGACAACAGUUGCGGAUGAUGGAAACCCGGGAGAUAACCAGGACGGAACUAUGACCAACUUCGCGGAUAUUGGUGCUGCCAGAGACAAAGUUUUACAAGUCAGAUUGGACCAGGCUUCUCAGGGCAGUGGAACCGAUUCGGUUGCCGGUAGCUCGACAAAUAUCGAUCCCAAAGGAUACCUGACAAGUCUAGCUAAAUCACAAAUCGGUGAUGGUGCAGAACAGGUUGGAGAUAUUAAAAGAGUGCGAGUUCUGCUAGAAUCGGUUAUUAGAACAAAUCCCAAGCAUGCUCCUGGCUGGAUUGCUGCUGCAAGAUUGGAAGAAUUGGCCGGGAAGACUGUAGCAGCUCGAAAUGUCAUUGCUCGAGGAUGUGAGUUUUGUCCGAAGAGCGAAGAUGUUUGGCUUGAGAAUAUCCAUCUCAAUGACAACCACAAUGCAAAGAUUAUUGCUGCCAACGCAAUAAAGAAAAACGAUCGAUCCGUGCAGUUGUGGGUUGCAGCUAUGGAACUUGAGACAGAAUCUCGUGCAAAGAAAUCAGUCAUUCGAAAGGCCCUAGACCAUAUUCCACAAUCAGUAAUGCUAUGGAAGGAGGCGGUUAAUUUGGAGGAGGACCCCGCAGACGCGCGACUUCUUUUGGCAAAAGCAACAGAAAUUAUACCUCUUUCUGUAGAACUCUGGCUUGCACUUGCGAGGCUGGAGACCUCCGAAAAUGCGCAAAAAGUACUGAACAAAGCCCGAAAAGCAAUUCCAACAUCGCAUGAAAUUUGGAUAGCAGCUGCUCGGCUCCAGGAGCAGAUGGGAGGAAAUGCCGCUAAGGUUAACGUCAUGAAGCGUGCAGUCACCGCUCUGGCGGAAAAAUCUGCUAUGUUGAAGCGUGAAGAGUGGAUUACGGAGGCUGAAAAGUGCGAAGAAGAGGGUGCAAUUUUGACCUGUGGUGCAAUCAUUAGGGAGACUUUGGGAUGGAGCUUGGAUGAGGACGACGACCGAAAAGAAAUUUGGAUGGAAGAUGCAAAGUCGAGCAUCGGACGAGGCAAAUACGAAACUGCUCGUGCGAUGUAUGCUUAUGCGCUUCGAGUCUUCGUCAACAGCAGAAAAUUGUGGCUUGCUGCUGCCGAUUUGGAGAAAAAUCAUGGAACGAAAGAAGCCCUGUGGCAGCUCCUCGAGAAGGCAGUUGAAGCUUGUCCUCAGAGUGAAGUGUUAUGGAUGAUGUUGGCAAAGGAAAAGUGGCAAGCUGGAGAAAUCGAUAAUGCGAGAAGGGUCCUGGGUCGGGCCUUUAACCAAAACCCAAAUAAUGAAGAUAUCUGGCUUGCUGCCGUAAAGCUGGAGGCCGAGAAUAAUCAACCAGAGCAGGCGAGAGAGUUACUGAAAACAGCAAGACAAGAAGCGCCUACCGACCGUGUAUGGAUGAAGAGCGUGGCCUUCGAGCGUCAAUCUGGAGACAUCGAAGCCGCAUUGGAUCUGGUUAAUCAAGCAUUGCAACUAUUUCCAAGUGCCGCGAAGCUAUGGAUGAUGAAAGGCCAAAUCUAUGAUGGAGAAGGAAAGGCGCCACAGGCUCGUGAUGCAUACAGCACAGGCACAAAAGCAUGCCCUAAAUCAGUGCCAUUAUGGCUACUCUACUCUCGCCUCGAAGAGAGAGUAGGCUCAAUCGUCAAGGCUCGUGGUGUAUUAGAUCGUGCCCGAUUGGCAAUCCCCAAAUCUCCGGAAUUAUGGACCGAAUCCGUCCGUAUUGAGAGGCGUGCAAACAACAUUUCACAAGCCAAAGUUCUCAUGGCAAAAGCUUUGCAGGAAGUCCCUAAUAGCGGUUUACUAUAUUCUGAGUCCAUUUGGUAUCUAGAGCCACGAACCCAGCGAAAACCCCGUGCACUGGAAGCGAUCAAGAAAGUCGACAAUGAUCCUCUACUGUUUGUCACCAUCGCUCGAAUAUUCUGGGGCGAGAGAAGACUUGAGAAGGCGCAGAAUUGGUUCGAGAAGGCAAUUAUCUUAGACAGUGACUUGGGUGAUACGUGGGCUUGGUACUACAAGUUCUUAUUGCAGCAUGGCACAGAUGUAAGUGAAAUCGAAUCGUACGAUACAACUAAAUCUAACAUUCAUCCACAGGAAAAACGAGCAGACGUCGUGUCAAAAUGUAUCACGAGCGAACCUCGCCAUGGCGAACACUGGCAGGCGGUUGCAAAAGAUCCCAAGAAUGCUAAGAUAUCGAUAGAAGAUAUUCUCAAGAUCGUUGUGGGGAGAUUGGAUUAAGCCGAGGCUUCUAAUUAGGGCUUUGCCAUGUGUAAGAUAGGAAAAUAGGUGUAUAGCCUCUACAUAUCUGAUCAACAGAUCGUGAGAACGAAUGAAAUGACAACUGAUUUCUUACCCAA